GGAACAAAACAUGCCAGCAUCCUUGAGAAAACUUCAGCAAAUGGCUCUUUAUCUGGCAGUUGUGUCUGGUGGAGGAAGUGCUCUUAUGUAUUACUACAUACAAAAGAAUUUUGCCAGAACACAGUACUAUCAGCAGGCUCUUGAGCAGCUUCAGAAAGACUCCGCCGCCCUGGAGGCGCUUGGUGCUCCUCCUCUUAAAGUACAUUACAUCAGGCUGACUGACAAGACCAACUGUGUUGACAUGUCAAGAGCUCAGUUAAGGAUACCAGUAUCUGGGACAAAGUCAGCUGGUUAUCUUCAUGUCUGUUCAGAGAAGGACUUCACUCUUAACAGCUGGCAUCUGCAAGAAGUCACACUGCAGCUCCGUAACAGCCAAAGUGUUCCAGUCUUCCUAUCGUCACAGAAGGAUGCUUCUCAGCAGGAGAUGUAAAAAUCAAAAAGUUCAAGACUUCGGGUGUGUGUGUGUGUGUGAUUUGUGUUGUCACAAGUAAAAGUUUUAAAUGCUAGUUGGGAGCCAAAAGGCUUGGUCCGGACAUCCGCAAGGGUCUGCUCUUAUGUAGAAGGAUAUUCUACCAUAUAGGGCAUACCCAAAGCUUUUAGCUUUCAACAUGCUUUUGAAAAAAAGCUAUCCUCCGCAAUAUUGGGUGGCUUCCUGUAGCCAGGAUCCAACAGGUUUCUUCAACUUUAUCAAGGUAGCAUAGUAGAGGUUUUCCCUGUGCACAACCGGUUCUGGCCUUUUAGGUUCUGGUUACAUAAUAAAAGCCUUUUGAACACA
This is a messenger RNA of Podarcis raffonei (Aeolian wall lizard), 775 nucleotides long. Its product is annotated as cytochrome c oxidase assembly factor 1 homolog. Gene Ontology annotation, biological process: mitochondrial respiratory chain complex I assembly; mitochondrial respiratory chain complex IV assembly. Bases 11 to 430 code for a protein of 139 amino acids. The transcript has 4 exons. The record is from RefSeq and is a predicted model, not a curated record. Gene Ontology annotation, cellular component: mitochondrial inner membrane. NCBI's taxonomy places the organism in Eukaryota, Metazoa, Chordata, Lepidosauria, Squamata, Lacertidae.